AUGACUGAUAACAAUGACUCAGAUUUCCAAUCUGAUAUCUUAAGAUUAUACUCUUCUACUGGACACGAGUUUGUACUCUCUAGAAAGAUGUCAUACGUAUCCGGUACCAUUAAAUCUAUGUUGGGUGGUGGAGAUAACUCAAGUUUUAUGGAAGAUCAAAAUUCAGAGAUUAGAUUCAGAGAGAUUUCAACACCAGUAUUGGAGAAAGUCAUUCAAUACUUUUAUUUCAAGAAUAAAUAUACCAACAGUACAACCGAUCUUCCAGAGUUUCCAAUUAACGACAAGAUUGUAGUAGAUCUUUUAUUGUGUGCUCACUUUUUGGAUACAUAA
Molecule: messenger RNA, 330 nt
Organism: Heterostelium album PN500
Lineage: Eukaryota; Evosea; Eumycetozoa; Acytosteliales; Acytosteliaceae
Product: elongin-C
Exons: 2
Coding region: 1-330 (109 amino acids)
Biological process (GO): ubiquitin-dependent protein catabolic process
Cellular component (GO): elongin complex
Molecular function (GO): protein-macromolecule adaptor activity
Source: RefSeq, a predicted model, not a curated record